This is a messenger RNA of Rhineura floridana, 279 nucleotides long. RefSeq names its product chromosome 7 C10orf53 homolog (gene C7H10orf53). The record is from RefSeq and is a predicted model, not a curated record. Lineage: Eukaryota; Metazoa; Chordata; Lepidosauria; Squamata; Rhineuridae. The transcript has 3 exons. Bases 1 to 279 code for a protein of 92 amino acids.
AUGCCAAAGAAUGCACUGGUGACCCUCAGAUAUGGGCCCUAUAGGAGCUGCGGCAUUGUGGAACACAGGACCUUCCACCUACAGGGCUUGCAAGCUGUGCUUAAAGCAGAUGGACAUCAGAUAAUUCUUGAAGAAAUACCAGAUUGGAAUGAUGUGCAGCUCAUAGUGAAUGGAGAGACUGUGUUUCAGUGCAACAUUAAUGAUCUGGAUUUCGGUGGUGACGGCAAGUUGGACCCACUUUGCCAAGAAGCUAGAGAUGCAGUGUUAAAAGCCUACUGA